AUGAACAAAAUCGUUGUCCAUAGUGGAGGACCUGGAGAACACGGAGGCACGUCUGGAGGAAAGAGCUCCAAAGUCCUCACAUCGUGCCUCCAGUCUGAAGACGGGAUGAAGUCUUGCUCUCAGGUGGCCGCCGUGGGUCAGGGCCAGCUGAAGACUUGCCCCGCAGUGGCCGGGAAUCACGUGACCUGUUCCAGCCCGGAUUCUACCGUGAAGACGGAUCAGAUCCCGGCGGAUCUUCGAUUCCCGGAUUUCGUCGAACUCGGUUUCCCGGAUUUUCCCGACAUUGCCACGAUCAUCGGGACGGCCAUAUCCGGCCACGAGCACGCCGUCGAGGGUCACCCCGAACACGUUCAAGGGUUGUUGGCGAAGGUAGACAGCAGCGGGAUGGUGAGCCUUGAAGGACCGAGCAUCACGUUGGCGGACUACACGAUGCAUUCUGAUGGUUCCGACCUGGCUCAGCUGCAGCCAUUACAAAGCACGGUGGGACCGGGAAGUCCAUCUACAGAUAUUCUGUCGUCGAAUCCCGACUCCGCCGAUGGGUUUUGGAAUUCCAGCGCGGGAUCCGUAUCUACCUCAGCAGUGUUGUCGGACCCGACCUUAUCGACGUCGUGGCACACCCCCGACCCUCCGAAGACCGAAUCGGGUCACCCAGGCAUGAAAACCCUUACUGGAUCCCACCUCAAGGAUCUCCUCAUCGGCGGAAGUGCCGUCUACCAAAAACGACAGCUUCAAGACACCAGCAACGGUAGCGGCAGCAACAACACCUUGCUGCAACUGUUGAAAGGGUCACCGGAUACCCUGGGUGGAAGGUGUCCUACCGGAACCAAUGGCUUUCCAGAAUCCAAGAAGGACGCUCCAAAGACCUCCCCACCAUCGUCUUUUCGGCCUACGUUUUCGCCAGGGUCACCCGGUUCGCCGGCCCGAAUACCAGGACUAGUCAGAAUUACCUGCAGUCGACCCAUCGACCCCGGUGGAUUAUAUUCCACCUCCAACGGUCUGCCGACCAGCAAGUCCUCUUACGGUCCCAACAUGCAGACGCCUCAGAAGACUCCUAAAGAAAACGGAGGGAUGCAGGUGGUGAGUCCCGGUUCCAGCAGUCCCAUUUCCACCACUAAAUCCCCUCUAUUGGAGGGCUUGGUGGCAUAUCGACCGGCAGAUUCCAUGGACAGUGGCAAGAACGGUGUGAUGGGUCGAACGGUGUCAUCGUCGGGGGUUGCUUCGACCAAGCCCCACAAGGUUCGAACGAGGACACCGGCUUCGACGAAAAAAGAAGGCAGGCUCCACCCGUGCACCGUGUGCAGCAAGAGCUUCAAGGAUCGUUUCAGCUUGGAAGCGCAUUUCCGGAUCCACACGGGAGAGCGACCCUUCAAGUGCGGAGUCUGCGGAAAAGGGUUCAAGCAGAAGGCACACAUGCAGAAGCAUACCACUAUGCACCUUGGCGUCGGUCGCGUAGGUGCACCCCCGCCCAGGGUGCGCCGCGAAUAUCAACGAGGGGGUUCCGAUAAAAAGAAGAGGGAGAAGAGCAAAAGCAGCAAGGGGGUGGUCGUGAAGACGGGCGCUAGCUACAGUCACGUGGGUUACGGUGGAGAAUUUUCGGAUCCGAGCGUAUCCACGACCACAUUGGAGGGCUCGGAUGAAGUGGUCCCGGGGAAAGGUCUAGGGCCUCACUAUGGAGAACUUUAUCGAAGACUCACGUCUACUUCCACCCCUCCUCCGUCGUCCUCCUCAUCCUCCUCCUCGACCACUAAGGUGAUGCAGGGCCUAUACGAGCCUACAUACGACUUUGCUGCCCUUUCCAUUCCCGAGUACUCCGACGAAAAGCCCGGUAACAACAACGGGCCCAACACCGCCAACAGCGGAACGUCGUCGACGACGGGGGAUCUGUUAAGCGAGGGGGAAAAGGGCGGGGACUUCAUGGAUUUCAGCGGGAAGGACACGACCAUGGAGGAGAUGUUGAUGUAUGACAACAUUCAAAUCAAAGAGAUCUUCGAUUCGGACGAGGAUACGAGCUUGGAUUCAAAGGUCCAGGUAAUUCACAGUGCAUCGGGCGAGGAAAUCACCGUCAAAUUACCAGAUCUCCCAUCGUCGUCCAACGAUUCCCACACUAACAAAAAAUUCUCAGUGAGUUUCCAAAAGUGUUCCGAGCCCAACAACAACAACAGCAACAACAAUAACAACAACGGAGAGGGAGUGUAUCAAUGCGGGGUGUGCUUGCAUACGUGCCGAGACGUGGAGGCAAUGCAGGAGCACGCCAAGAGUCACUGGCGAACUCAGUGCACGGUGAAAUUGGAGGACGUGUUCGGCGAAGACAUCUACCCAUGUCUUUCCUGUGGCAAGGAUUUCUCCCGUCAAGAAUAUGUGAUACACCCCUUGUCAAAACGUCGAAAAUCCAAGAAAACUACAGAGAGAACAGAGUACAGAGCAAAUGAAGUUUCCGCAGUGGAAAUCGACUUCAACGAUGAAGGAAGGAAUGAAAGUGAUUCCAACAAUGGAGCUUUCCAUCACCCGUCGCCUUCGGAAGCGACCGUCUUCCAGCACCACUGGAAGACGGCGAAGAUGAGAGUCGAAGGACCUGAUGAAUGCCAGUCUCCGUCUGCCGUUAGUCAAGAGUCCACGGCGUUCCUGACUUCCACCGUCGUCGUUUGGAACAAAAUGAAUAGUUUCUUCGCGGCCAUCUCGUGGCGGAAGAAGGAAGCAGAAUCCCUUCGCUCGUCCAUCGGCGCUGAGCUCCACCUCCCGUCAACCAUUCAAUUGGGGACGAAACCAGUUUUUACUCUCAACCCGAAAGCCAAAGACGCGUGCAGUCGACCACCGAUGAUCGCAUUUAUUCCUCUGGCAUUGGCCCUUCCAGAAAGAGCAACUCGUGGCUGCUCCGUCGGUACCUUCUUUCAAACGGAUCUGAAGCUCUUUUUCUUCAAGGACACAUCGACGGAUGGAGGAUUAUUCUCGGACGCUCUCACUGGCUUCACGGCCAUCUACCGCCUCUAG
Messenger RNA from Darwinula stevensoni, 2988 nucleotides. The record is from the annotation of a GenBank genome assembly. NCBI's taxonomy places the organism in Eukaryota, Metazoa, Arthropoda, Ostracoda, Podocopida, Darwinulidae.